AUGGGCUUCUGUGAGAUAUUCACUUUGUCAAACACAUACUGAAGGUGGAUGCAGCUGAAAUUGCAAACAAGUUGUUUGUGGCCUUCCCAUAUGCACAUGCAUACACACAUUCCUUAAUACGAAAAUCCCACAAGGAUGUUCUGUCACACACAGUCUCCAUAUUUAAUGGUAGCUAUGGCAUUCUGUCUCUUUCUGAAAUCUUCUUCAAAAUGUAGCGAGCGAGGUGGUAAAGAGCCCAGGCUGACACAGGGAGUUGGGAUGUUAGAAAUAUGAGAGUAAACAUCAGCCUCAGUGUCACGGUGGAGGUGUUCAGAUCAUUAAUCCAGAUGUAG
Molecule: messenger RNA, 332 nt
Organism: Geodia barretti
Lineage: Eukaryota; Metazoa; Porifera; Demospongiae; Tetractinellida; Geodiidae
Source: the annotation of a GenBank genome assembly